AGUUGCGCUCCCUCCAAAAAAUCCGCGUGCAUUGGCAACAUUGUUUUUUGGUAGUUUACAAAUAAAAUGGCCGAUAUGUGAGGCUAUUUUGUAUGAACAAUAAAAUAUGCAAUUAUUUAAAAUUAAUGACCAUCGACGGUGCUCGCGACCGAGUGAGAGUGUGGUCCCGAUAGCGCGAAACGCGGAAAAAGUGGACGGACUGUGAGCGAGAGUGCGGGAGUGCCGCGGGAAGAAGGUGGAGGUUGCCCCGAAGAGAACCGUGGACGCCGCGGGUCCGAAGACCGAAACGGAGAUUCGCUCACGGUCUCCAACACAUAGAAAAGCCAUUGAGUGGCGUGUUUUUUUCUAUUGGCGCACAGUGGCGCGGCAACAAUACGAAAGCGGGUGCUGCAUCAACGUAAACUCUCGGAGGAUGUUCGUAAUGUGAAGACGCCUGCUCCGGUAUUAUUCCGGCAAUCGCCCGCCUCGUGUCUCUCUCAAGGCAGCACGGAUGCGUGUUCCAUCCUACUUAUGAUCCGCGCGAGAUAUUAACCAUUGUUACAGAGUCCCGUAUCAUGUGGCCCGUAUAGCUCGAAUAUCAUUGCCACUCCUGGCGCAGAUAUGAUACUCCUCGCAUUUUGCGUUCGGCAGCGAGAUACUGGAGUGUGACGGGUACGUUCAACCUCUCAAAAUAUUUCCCACAGAUCAGUUUGUUGUAGUGGAAAGGGUUGGUGCGGAAAAUGCGCUGACGGAGCGGUCUGUCAAUACCAAUCAGGCUACUAACCCAUCCAUUACAACUCUCACGAAUAUGUGUACGGCUCCUAGCAAUGCCAGUGCAGGAUUCGGUGGAUACGCUUGGUCCUUCAGCGGGCCAGGGACGGAGACCCGGGAAAAUACCCAGAACGACCUCACAACAAACAUCAAUUACGCUGUCAACAAUAAUCAAGAUCAAGGAUCCAGUCAGAAGAUACAGGUUGACAUUAAGCCGGCCAAGGUUGCCGCUACCGCGCAUCGUCGCCCAAUGUUCGCAAUGAAUGACAGUUGUCAACAAACACCUACUACGCAUCAUGGCCACACCAGCGGCGGAGCGCACAAUCAAACUGCCCACGGCACUCAUGUUCGUACUAAAAAGCAUCACGACGUAUUUUCAUUACCGUGCGACAAGGGAGGCUGUAACUGCGACUCGCCACACCCCACGCCAGCACCCACCCUGUUUCCAAACACCUUAGUUUUUACAACCGACAAGCACGCCAUGAGUAAGCACUUCAUGACACCCCUCGGGCCGUUGCAACUUACGGCGGAAGAAUGUAAUGAAAUUUUAAUGAAGAGAGCCGCAGCAGCGUCGAAUCAAGCCAACGCGGCGAAUAACGUGACAACGAACCAGACGGACAGUACCACACACUUCGGGCAUGUUCUCACUCAUGUGAAUACAACGCAGAUCGAGACCAAGGUCAAGCAGCAGCAAGAUAUGGGAAGCCAAGUCCGCGUGCCGAAGGAACGGCCGUAUUCCUGUACAGAGUGCGGCAAGUCUUUCCUGCUGAAGCAUCAUCUCACGACGCACGCGAGGGUACACACCGGAGAACGACCUCACAUUUGCGUUCAUUGUGGCAAAAGUUUCGCGCACAAACAUUGUCUUCAUACGCAUUUACUGCUGCAUAGCGCCGAAAGACCGUACCAAUGUCGCGAAUGUAAAAAGUCUUUCACGCUGAAGCAUCAUCUCGUAACGCAUACCCGCGUGCAUACGCGGGAACGGCCCUUCGUCUGCCAGGAAUGUGGCAGAGCCUUCCCUCUGAAGCGUCACUUGGUGACGCACAGUAAGUUCCAUUCGGGAGAAAGACCUUACGUUUGCGAGGAAUGUGGCGAAUCGUUUUCUCAAAAGGAUCACCUCACGAUGCACUCGCGCUUUCACGGCAGUCUACAUCCGUUCGUUUGCCACGAUUGCGGCGCGACCUUCCAGAGGAAGUUCGAGCUGGUUAAUCACGGUCGUUUACACGGCAGAAAUCCGCAUUCGUGUACUGUUUGUGGGAAGGAGUUUCUGCAAAAGCGAACACUCUUAGCUCAUAUGCGUUUACAUACCGGCGAAACGCCUUUCGCUUGCACCGUCUGCGGAGAAGCAUUCCCUCGGAAGGCGGACCUGGUCACUCACUCCAAGAUUCACAAUAGCAAUGCAAAUACCGAUGAGAAAUCUCUCACGUGCAGGGAAUGCGGGCUCGAAUUUUCGAAUCGGGAAGCCUUGACUCUACAUCUAAGGUUACAUUCUGGCGAUCGCACACUCGUGACAGACCUGUGCGGCUUGGCGGCCGCCUUUCAACAAACUCCGGGACAUUUUCUCACUCCGAAUACUCCGGGAACUCAUCAGUAUUUACAGAUGAACGGCCCGAUCGGCACGCCCGGCGUCAGUCAUAUGCACGGCGCGACGCAAACGUCACCCCCGGUGGGGACAGGACCGAAGCCUAAACCGCAUAUCUGUCCCGACUGUGGUCGCGGUUUUGCACAAAAGCACGGCUUGUCGCAGCAUCAACGGCGUCAUACGGACGGCAGCUGCCACAUAAGAUCCCACGUGUGCGACAAGUGCGGCAAAGCCUUCUUCCAGAAGAAUCAUCUGUUGUUACAUCAGCGCCAGCAUAUGGACCCACCACCCAGUAUACUUAGACAGCAACAGAGGCAAGCUGCCCAAGCCGCCGCUCAACAGGCGCAACAGCAGCAACAAGCACAGCAGGCGCAGCAGCAACAGGCGCAACAGCAGCAAGCGCAGCAGCAGGUACAGCAGCAAGUGCAGCAACAAGUGCAACCGCAGCAGCAGCCGCAACAGCAGCAGCAGUCAUGUACCGUCGAUACGAAAACGAUGCAAUUACAGGCGAUACAACAGCAGGUGCAACAACAAGUGCAGCAACAGCAGCAGCAACAGCAGCAACAACAACAACAACAACAACAAACGCAACAACAAGCUUGUCCCGUAGAUUCUAAAGCAAUACAGCUGAAUGUCACCAUGUGAGACGGUAUAAAGACAGGGGACUGGAGAGUCCCUGCAACAAUAGCACUCCCAAAUGCGCACCCUGCUGCCACCCUCUGCACGCACUUCUCUUGUACUAACAAUACACAUUAGAUAUAUUUAUUAUCUCUAGAUUUGAGUACGAAAAUAAUCAAUUUUAUUACGA
This is a messenger RNA of Dinoponera quadriceps, 3137 nucleotides long. Its product is annotated as zinc finger protein 2-like. Bases 788 to 2974 code for a protein of 728 amino acids. The transcript is spliced from 3 exons. Gene Ontology annotation, biological process: negative regulation of transcription by RNA polymerase II. Gene Ontology annotation, molecular function: DNA-binding transcription repressor activity, RNA polymerase II-specific. The record is from RefSeq and is a predicted model, not a curated record. NCBI's taxonomy places the organism in Eukaryota, Metazoa, Arthropoda, Insecta, Hymenoptera, Formicidae.